AUGUUGAUUCAAGCAAAGUUGAGCGGAAACGCAAGAACGUUGGCCAUCUGCGCUGGUCUCGCGCUGGCCAACAUAUUCUCGGGCUACGACACUGCGAGUGCUGCAGCCGUCAUUGCAGAUCAGUCCUUCCUCGAUGAGUUCCAGUUCGGCUCGUCCAUGAAGGGAGCUUUCGCAGCCCUGAUCAAUGUCGGAAAUUGCAUCGCGUAUCUCGGACCUCUCGUUCUCAUGGGUCGCUGGCUCGGUCGUCGAUGGACCAUGGUGACAGGCGCGUUUACGCUGAUGACUGGCGCUUCCUUGGUCGCAGGAGCACGUAACGAAGGAAUGCUGCUCGGCGGACGUGUGCUGUGUGGCAUGGGAGUCUCUCUAUGCCAAGGCACGUUUGCAGCAUGGACGAGCGAGAUCGCAGCACCAGAAAUCAGAGGCGCUGCCGUUGCCAUGGUUCAAGUCUCUUACCAAGUCGGCGUAUUUGUGGCUUUCUGGAUCUCUUUGGGCACAGCAAGCCUGCCUUCCGGCCUUUCAUGGAGGGUGCUUACUGCUAUCCAGAUGGGCUUUGGCAUCGCACUCGUGGUCGUCGCAUUGGUGGCGCCAGAGUCGCCCCGUCAGCUGCUCAAUCGAUCCAAAGAUCCGACCAACUUGCAGGACAGCAAAGUCAAACUCGCCCGUCAGAACCAUCUCAAUCUUCGACGGCUUCCGAGUGGCCAUACAGGGCUCGAAGGCGAGUGGACCGCAAUGCAGCUCGACGUGCUGGCUCAACGUUCUGCUGCCAUAUACGACUCGCCAUGGCAGCUGCUCAGACAGCGCAACGUUUGGCGCCGAAUCGCGCUAGGUGCAGGAUCAUGCAUCUUUGCUCAGCUUACGGGGGUUGCUGCACUAAUGCUGUACGGUAUCACGGUGUUCGAGUCGCUCGGUCUCGGAGGGAAGCAACUCAGUCUCAUCAUCAACGGUGUUGGUGGCUCGCUUCAACUGAUUGCAUGCUUUGCUCCGCUUUUCCUCACUGACCGAUGGGGUCGAAAGAAGAUAAUGCUGUUCGGCAUUGGCACCGCUUGGGUCGGCUACUUGUUCCUCGGCUGCCUCUUCGAGCGUUGGCCUCACGCAGAGAAUCACAAGGCUGCCAUCUGGAUGGUCAUCUGCAUCUUUGCCAUCCAGUGCGCGUAUGCAGGCGCUAUGGGAUCGGCCUGCAUCGUCAUCUCUGCGGAGAUCUGGCCCCAAGCAUUGCGAGACUUUGGUAUCUCGAUCAGCUUCCUCGGACUCUUCCUUGCCGUCAUCAUCGUCAACCAGCUGUGGCCAGUGUUGAGCGCUGCGCUCAGCUUCAGACUCUAUUGGCUCAUGAUGGGGGUCAACACCGUCACCUUUGUCACCGUGUGGCUCUUUUGGCCUGAGACCAAGCUUCUCAGCCUGGAGGCCAUGGACGAGGUCAUGGGCUCCAUCGCACCUCGAGCUUCCCUGGUUCAAUUGCCUCAAGAUUCUCUCCCAGACCUCGAAUCGAGCCCGAAGACACAAGAUCCUGUCGCGCCAAGUUCGCCGGACGAACCCAAGAGCUGA
Messenger RNA from Moesziomyces aphidis, 1542 nucleotides. Lineage: Eukaryota; Fungi; Basidiomycota; Ustilaginomycetes; Ustilaginales; Ustilaginaceae. The record is from the annotation of a GenBank genome assembly.